GCAACUGUACCUUAGCACGUAGCUAGUGUUAGAAUUUUCAAAGAGGUAGUACAUUGUAUUAUCAAAGGAGCGUAUUUCAUCAGUAAGACUUCUGCUACAGAAAGAGAAUAAAAAGUAACUAAACACAAUCCAGUCGUCAAUGAAAAUGUUGAAUAAGGCCGAGUACCUUUUUUUCGCAGCUGUAUUGCUGCAUUGUGUAAAAUUUGGUCAGCAAUCUUCACAAAAUGCAUCUGCCACAAAUCCGUCCAGCAUUUCGACAUCACACAGCUAUGCAUCAAACAUGGUGACAUCAUCCGGACAUGCAUCAAACAUGGUGACAUCAUCCGGACAUGCAUCAAACAUGGUGACAUCAUCCGGCCAUGCAUCUAACAUGGUGACAUCAUCCGGCCAUGCAGUGAACAUGGUGACAUCAUCAGGCUAUGCAGCUAACAUGGUGACAUCAUCAGGCUAUGCAGCUAACAUGGUGACAUCAUCAGGCUAUGCAGCUAACAUGGUGACAUCAUCAGGCUAUGCAGCUAACAUGGUGACAUCAUCAAACUAUGCAGCUAACAUGGCGACACCAUCAGGCCAUGCAGUUAACAUGGUGACAUCAUCCGGCCAUGCAGCUAACAUGGUGACAUCAUCCAGCAAUGCAGCCAACAUGGUGACAUCAUCCGCCAUGCAGUUAACAUGGUGACAUCACCCAACCAUGCAGCCAACAUGGUGACAUCAUCCGGCCAUGCAGCUAACAUGGUGACAUCAUCCGGCCAUGCAGCUAACAUGGUGACAUCAUCCGGCCAUGCAGCUAACAUGGUGACAUUAUCCGGCCAUGCAGUUAACAUAGUGACAUCAUCCCGCCAUGCAGUUAACAUGGUGACAUCAUCCGGUGUAAAUGUCAGCAAUAAAACAACAUCAGCCUAUAUUGCCGCUAGUCUGACUGCUACUUUGCCAACCCCUUCUUUAAAGUCUACAACACAGUCAACGCAAUCUCAAGUUACAAAUACCACGAAUAACACGCAAGUCUUACAACCAGCAGUGUCGAGAAAUAGCAUUGAGCCAUCGAAAUCAGGAAACAACCAAUCUGUUGCGAAGUCUUCGCGGGUGGUUGACAAGUCAGUUUCGUGUUACUCGUGUGUAUAUAAUGCAUCGGGUGUAUGCAAUAAACAAAGGAAAACAUGCCAGGAACCUAAUGCAACCUGUUUUCAUUUGGAAGUGGAGUAUAAGAAUAACACAUCAUUCCGCAGUAAAGGUUGUACUGCAAUCAAUGAAACGUGCUCCAAUUUUUGUGCGUCUCUCAAUCAAACUGGGCAAGUCAAGAAUUGCUCUUCAUCUUGCUGUAGUCACAGCUUGUGCAACGACAAGAGCGACAAAAACGUCAACAACGGCAAAGGUUCCGCUUUGAUUGUCCAUCUGGCUGGUUGGCUUCUUCCCUUUGCGCAAGGAUUAAUCUUUUUGAUGGUAAUUCGUUAAAAUGUAAACGCGGCUUCUUCAUUUUGACACAUUUGCACGACAAUUUAAUAGCUAUAUUAGUGACAUACCUGUAUUGUGACAUAACUGUAAUAAAUAACCGUGUGGUUUAUAUAAAUAAAACAAAAGUCGGAUGCUUUCUCUUUACGAA
Molecule: messenger RNA, 1597 nt
Organism: Xenia sp. Carnegie-2017
Lineage: Eukaryota; Metazoa; Cnidaria; Anthozoa; Malacalcyonacea; Xeniidae
Exons: 5
Coding region: 670-1449 (259 amino acids)
Source: RefSeq, a predicted model, not a curated record